This is a messenger RNA of Anastrepha obliqua, 3990 nucleotides long. RefSeq lists its product as uncharacterized. Gene Ontology annotation, molecular function: monocarboxylic acid transmembrane transporter activity. Gene Ontology annotation, biological process: transmembrane transport; monocarboxylic acid transport. The coding region runs from base 192 to 3026 and encodes 944 amino acids. NCBI's taxonomy places the organism in Eukaryota, Metazoa, Arthropoda, Insecta, Diptera, Tephritidae. The record is from RefSeq and is a predicted model, not a curated record. The transcript is spliced from 6 exons.
GUCGUCGUCGUCGUCGGUGACAUUCGCUGCUCGGUGCCGUCGCUAGCUUCGUAACUCAAAAUAAAAAUUCCGCCGACGUUGGUAUUGCCGCAACUAUUCGCUUGCAUCAAAAAAAGCCGAUUUAAACCAAUGCAUUUAGGUUUCAAACGUGCAAAACGCCAAAACCAAAAACGUUUUUCGAUUAGUAAAAAAUGUCUUUGCCCCGAGAAUGGAAUUUUCCGAAUUCACGGGGACCGUUACACUGCACGAGUGAAUCGUACCCAACUGGUGGAGUCCAGCACCAGUCGGGAGGGUUCAUUCGCUCAUCCACGGACAGCGUUGGUGAAUGUGGCGUUUACAUUACCGACCAACACAAUCAUCACGCCGCCACCAAUAUACCACCAUCGCCGCCACCAUCUCUCGUCGGCGAUUCGUGUGAACUACCGACAACUGUUGCUUGCUCUCAACCCGCCCCACCAUCACUGCUCACCGAGUGUCAACAGUCGACUGGUUCGCUCUUCUCCGUUGUCUCGGCGCCACCGGUACCGCUCGCAGAGCUCGAUGUCAAGCAAGUGGACACACUCAAUAGCGGCGGUUUCGCCAAAGUUAUGGGUAUUGGCACAGGACUUGGUCUGCAAGCGGGCAUCGGGUUGGGUUUGCCAACGAUGGGUGGCAGUGCGCAAAAUGCAUAUUCCACCACGUCGAUGGAUGCAGCCACAGCGGCCACAGUUUUGGCUGCGGGCGCUGCCAUCGGCUGCACAAUGGACGGCACGGCCACCAUCGCUGGCACCACAACGCAUGGCAUACUACGUCGUCCGGCCACGUUGCCCAUUAACGCACCUUAUUGUCCGGCGCCGACCAGCCGCACCUUGCACUCCAGCCUCUUGGAACAUCAAAUUACCGAAAUUGAAGAGGAGGACAAUGAAAAUCUGUUGACUGUCUCCAGUAUUACAGCGCGUCCUUUAAUCGCCAAAUCGCGGGAGAUACGUUCGAAUCGACAGCUGCAGCUGAUCGAACAACAAGCCGCGAAACGUGGAGGUAAACAGCCAAGACGUGCUAAUGCGCCCUCACGCACCGCCGACGGCAAUGCCGCCGAUACGGAUCAGUGUGUUGUGGGCAAGCGCACAACCUCAGCUUCAUCACGUUCCUCCGUUAAUGCAGAUCCACCAGACGGUGGCUACGGCUGGUUAAUUGUAUUUGGCGCUUUUUCUGUGCAAUUUUGGGUUGCGGGUCUGGUCAAAUCCUACGGUGUACUUUAUGUUGAAAUAAUGGAAACAUUUCCGAGCUCCACAGCAACCGUGGCGUCUUGGAUACCAGCUAUACUAUCAGCGUUAUGCUUGGUUCUAGCGCCAGUCUCGAGCGCGCUCUGUCAGCGAUUUUCAUGCCGCUCGGUUGUUUUUGUUGGGGGACUCUUCUGUGCGCUGGGACUGACAUUGAGCUAUUUUGCGACCAGUCUGCUACAUUUGUUAAUAACCUUCGGAGUUUUGACAGGUAUAGGUGGAGGUCUCUCUACAACGCCAGGUAUAGUCAUUGUAUCGCAAUAUUUUGACAAACAUCGUGCGCUGGCCAACGGUAUCUGUGUGUCGGGCACCGCGGCCGGUAGUUUUAUAUUGCCGGUGCUUAUCAAACAUCUGGCGGAAAAUUUCGGCUUCCAUGGAACGAUUUUGGUUUUGGGCGGCUGCAUGUUUCAUGUUUGCAUCUCAGCUACACUUUAUAGGCCGAUUGAAGAUUACAACAGCGAGAGCAACAAACUCAACGAAGAGGAAGAAGAAUCGGCCAAACCGCUGAACGACAUUAACCCCAGUACAACGGGCAUGCUUACCGGCUCUACAUACCUGGACACAUGUGAUGGAACGCUCAAUAAUAAGUUCAUCGAACACCUUUUCUUAGAAGAAUCGAAGAAUCGUCUCAAUGAUCUAUAUUCCGGCAAGCAAAAUACAAAUGAAAAGCAAAAUGUUGCCGCGCAAGAAAGUGACGAUGAGAUCAAAGAUGUUAUUGGCGAGACCACAUUUAUCAAACCAAUGAAGAAAGUACGCAGUUCGGGUAUUAUGCAUUCCGUAGAAGAUCUUAGCACCGACUCCACUUGGGUAUAUCGUAAGAAUUCGGGUACCGAUUCAAAUCGCGGUAGCCGACGGCGACGCAACGUUUUCGCCAAUGACGAGAUCAUCUCCAAAAUACAAGCACAUCUGGAGAAACCGUUAUCACCACCCAACGUUGUAACACGCGGACUUAGCAAAAGCAUGGAGAUACCAACGCCAGUUAGCAAUUUCACUGACUUGAACAAACGUGGAGAGUUGCAUGACCUUAGCGGCGCUAUAGUGGCUCAACAACCGAUUGGCGCUGGCGCAAGUGAUGGCGAGGACGAUGAUGACGACGAUGAGCCACGCACCUGCUGUGAGCGCAUCGAAAUGUAUUUGGACAUUAGCUUGUUGAAAGACACCACUUUCAUAUUGAUGUGCUUGUCGGUGACAUUGAUGUCCGUCGGUUGUCCCUACAUGCUUUACUAUUUACCAGCGCACGUAAUUUCCAUCGGAAACAACAAAAGUCAAGCUGGUUAUCUUGUCGCAGUGAGUGCUGUGUUGGAUUUGUGUGGCCGUUUGGGACUUGGCUGGUUAUCAGAUUUGCAACUUUUUGAUCGUAAAAAGACCUACAUAUUUUGUAUACUUGGCGCUGGAAUUGCUGUACUCACCAUCCCAUCAGAGCACAACCUCUAUAUGUUGGGCUUGUCCGCUGCUGUUUAUGGCUUUUGUUUGGGCAGCUGGUAUGUACUGAUGCCCGUACUGUUGGCCGAUAUCUUCGGCACGGAUCGCAUUAGCUCCAGCUAUGGUUUGGUGCGCAUGUUUCAGAGUAUCGGCGCUAUUUCGGUGCCACCAUUGGCCGGGUUUUUGCGCGACCUUUCGGGUAGCUACGAUAUUUGCUUCUAUUGCAUGGGCGCUUGCAUGGUGUUGGGCAGCAUACCGUUGCUUGUUUCGGCGCUGCUUGAGAGUAGGGAACGUGAUCCGUUCGAACAACCCGAUGAAAGUGACGAAAAUUCUACAGUAUCUUAAAGAAUAAAAAGUGUUUCGAGGAAUUAGUAUGGAACAAGGAGAAAAAUGUUUGAAAACGUUUUUGCUAAGAAACUACUAUCCGAAUUACGGGUAGAUACAUACAUACAUGUGAAGAAGGGUAUAUUGUGAAUAACGCUUAGAAUAUGCGAUUAACUGUACCCGUGCGCUAUUCACCAGUAGUUAUUUAGCACAAUUUUGAUGUUGAUUUAGUAAUUUAAAGAGCUUCUAAAUUCGUGUUAAUACCAUAUUUAUGUGUAGUCAACCAUUUACGUAGCCAAGUAGAAUAUCAAGCAACAGUAAUACGCUAACACAUACAUACAUAUGUCUUACGCUAUACGAGUAGUAGUACAUACAUACGUAUGGUAUAUCAUACAUAUAUGUUUAGGCAGUGUAGCUUAAAACUCUAUACCGAAGACCAUUUGGAUAAGGUAAUAGAAUUUUGCAUACUUUACUUGUUCCUGACUCAACUGCAGUAAAACGAAUUUAUUUUGGAGAAUUAAAAUUUAAGUACCAAUAAUUAUACCAAAUGGUACACACAGAUUUCUGAACUGUAGACUGUCCUACCGGGUCAUUUAUGCGUUGAUUGCUAACCAUAUUCAGAGUUAUAUUGAUUUUAACUGGUUAAUAAGAAAUGAAAUGCAUAUAAGCAGCGUCAGCUAAAACGAUGGCUGAACCAUUAUAAAUCUGCAUUGUUAGAAAAUGUUAAUUAAAUACAUCCAUCCUGGUCAUCAGAUAUUCUCUCUACCUUUCUAAUGGUCUUUCGACUGAAUAUAGUGAAUUGCAGUGUUUUUGUGUAGUUCCAAAAGAAUAAAACUAUAGCCAGACUAACUGGAAACCAGCUUUAAUGCAUUUUUUACAACAUACAAAUACAUUUUUUGGUAUUUUUUUAGGCGGUAGUUCUACUAUUUGGACCAAAAACCGUGUUAAAAAUGACAAAUGCUAGAACUUUGAUUAUAAAAAUUUU